Molecule: messenger RNA, 1606 nt
Organism: Ruditapes philippinarum (Manila clam)
Lineage: Eukaryota; Metazoa; Mollusca; Bivalvia; Venerida; Veneridae
Molecular function (GO): protein binding
Source: RefSeq, a predicted model, not a curated record
GGAAGAUUCCUCCGCCGAUAAAAAUGAUAGGUAGAGACAUACAAAAACCGUUCAAAAUGCUACAGUACGUGUUUGUAAUGACAUAAUAAAUAGUGUUUACAGACAAAAACUACAAAUUACUUAUCAGUCAUAUCUUAAUAGAUUCACAGGAUUUACAAACGAUGGUAACAGUUGCCUUGUUCAUUAAAAUGGUAGUUAGUUUAAUUAGCCAAUAGCUGGCUGGACCCAAAAAUAUUUAUGUAAUUUUUGGCGUCGUAUAAAAAAGUACAAAAGGAAGUAUAUAUAAAAUGCUUGGGAAUCGUGUUGUCGAGCAUCAGUGAAAUGACUGCUUAAACAUCCCACAGUGGAAUAACUAAUUAUAUGCUUGGUCAAAAGUGAAGUAAGGCGUGAAAAUAUUUUUACUUUGGCUUAAGUGUUAACCGGACAAAUUGACCGACAGUCUCUAAAAUGAAAUUAGAUCAAAGACCAUUGUAUCUCAGCGUGCUUCUAUCAUAUAUAUCAGCCCUGCAAAGUGGCAUUUAUCUUGGUACAACAUAUUGCAAGAGAGGCCACAGGACCACCGGAGCUACACUUAAAGUGGAGAAAGGAGACUAUGGCCAUAUUGCCUCCGCCGGAUACCCCAACAACUAUACAACAGAAGUGUAUCAUGGACACUUGUGUAACGUGGAACUUCAGGCAUGUAGCACGUGCAAGAUAAGGUUAAAGUUCGUGGAACUCCGCUUUCCGGACUGUGAGUCACAAAAAACGUUGGUUGUACAACAGAUCAAAAGUGUUUGUGUGACAGGUUGUGACCAUUUACGGUUAUUUGAAGUUGAUCAGCCGUAUCACCGCUCUACCGAAACGAACUAUUUUUCUGAUGCGGAGGGAUCUGAAUAUGAAACAAUGUCUUCUGGUGUAGUAAUUCAGCACUGUAUGUCAAACGGCACAGGUCUAGAUGGCAAAAGAUUUAAGAUACAGUACGAGGUAAUUGAUAAAAUCCAAAAGAUAACGGGUACAAUAACAGCGCCUCUAUACAGUGCAGGAACCGGUUCUAUAACAUCACCAAACUUUCCUUUUGGUUACGCCCUUAACGGAGAAACAUUUACAUAUAUGAUACAAAAUGUCGAUCCGUACGGUCAUGUACGGCUUGUGUUUGAUGACUGGGAUUUAGCUGAGAAAAGUCAUAUUCAGGUAUAUGAUGAUCUAUCGGGACCAAAUCGUGCUACUAUUUACGGUCACAGAAAACGUCCAACAAUCAUGUCGAAUGGCAAUACAUUAGUGCUGGUGUUUAAUGCUGGGCUUGACAAGUUUGCAUGCUGUAACCACAUAGGCUUUAGAGCAACUUAUACAUUUGUUUCCGAUGAAAAAUGGACAGAAAGACCUCGUACAGAUUGCAGUGACUCGUAUCUUUUAAAGACCGGCGGCGUCAUUGACUUUAGUACAGACCCAAAGGAGUUACCGCAAUGGUAUGAUUGUGUUUGGACAAUUAAAAGAUACAUGGCAAACUUUCCCGAUGGUGUUAUUUUACGACUGGCAGAAAUAAAUUUAGGCAAAGGUUGGCUUGAGGCAGGGAUCAAUUCUUUGGAAGUUUACGAUGGAGUUACCUCCCUUGGUAACGUUAUAGCAC